Molecule: messenger RNA, 483 nt
Organism: Gongylonema pulchrum
Lineage: Eukaryota; Metazoa; Nematoda; Chromadorea; Rhabditida; Gongylonematidae
Source: the annotation of a GenBank genome assembly
AUGGCUGGUAAACUUCAGGGAAGCGAACUGUCGCCCCGUGCGGUGAGUACCAGGAUUGUUGCGUUGGCAUGGUGGUUCUUCACGCUUGUUCUUAUCUCCUCGUACACCGCCAAUCUGGCUGCCUUCCUGACAACCCAACGAAUGGUUUCUCCGAUCGAAAGUGCUGAUGAUUUAGCGAAACAGACAAAAAUCAAAUUUGGCACACUCGGCCAUGGCUCAACAAUGACUUUUUUCAAGGAAUCGAAGAUCGACACUUAUGAAAAAAUGUGGAAGACAAUGUCAAAUCAGCCAAACUCAUUUGUGAAUUCGUCAAAAGAAGGCAUUUUGAGAGUGAAAAAUUCCGAAUACGCCUACCUUAUGGAGUCCUCGAUGCUCGAGUAUGCUGUUGAACGUGACUGCUCACUUCUCCAGAUUGGAGGCCUCAUUGACCAGAAAGGCUACGGAAUUGGUCUUCCUAAAGGUAUGCAUGUUUUUGACUCUUGA